Trichoderma virens Gv29-8 is the source of this 939-nucleotide messenger RNA. RefSeq lists its product as uncharacterized. The coding region runs from base 1 to 939 and encodes 312 amino acids. The record is from RefSeq and is a predicted model, not a curated record. NCBI's taxonomy places the organism in Eukaryota, Fungi, Ascomycota, Sordariomycetes, Hypocreales, Hypocreaceae. The transcript has 3 exons.
AUGAACUGGCUUGAUGUCCAUGUCGCUGAUGAUGACUACUAUGGAGAUUUUGCUUCAGACCCGUGGUCCCACGGUUUCAUUGUUCAAGACAUGGUACAAGCUUUCUCGGCUAUGGCCUUGUUCUUCCCAGAAGUGGGUGUGGUUGCUCAUGUGACGGAAUUUCUCAAAUUUGAACCGCUUGAGCAGUUCAGAAAGUCUCUCCUAUUUGACCCACGAGAACGAAACAAGACCCGGCCCGACCGAAGGACCAGAACAAGCUUCAAAUUUCGCGAUGUGAAAUUCUGGACCGAGUGGAACGCUGUUCGGGAGCAAAAACAGCACUUUUCAGAUAUUUUCCCGUUCGAUUGGAGCGUCGCUAUCCGCCCCAUCAUUGCCAAAUUAUAUCGAACGGGCAUCAUUGCUCCGGCACAUCUCCAGAAUGUUCCAGAAAUCGUCGCAGGUGUGGCUACAGCAAUGACUGAGCCUCACCGCCCCGACAAACUGGAUCUUUUCAUCAGCUAUUAUGACCCUCACAACCGAUUUCCAACAACGUUCCCCCACUUUGCUGGUCCGGAUAAUUGGCCGAAGAUACUUCCUCAUGCUGAGGCUUUUGCAAAAGAGCACCAAAAUGCUCGCUUCGCCCUUCUCCGAAUCUGGACGGCGCCGCACUUUUACCCGCUCAUGCUGGGGGCAAAUAUUCCGGGUAGCGAGUUUAGCAUGCAUAAGACCAUUACAAAGGCGUUGGCUCAUGCGAAAGAGCAGUUUGGAGACCGAGUGGUCGUGAGGGGUGAUUUGGUCCUUGUCAUGGGAGAAGACGCUGCUGACCUGUUUAAAUACUGCACGGCUGCGACGUUUGCUAUUCAGACGAGGCCGUGGCUGAGAGAGAUUGAUCUGUGGAAGAGUUUUAUCAAUGUUGAUUUGGAUUUGUUGAAGGAGUUGGAUCCUGUCUGGCUGGAUUAA